GUGGCCACAGAAAUGCGGCUUCGAGAAGAGCAAGCAUUGGCCGCUCAGGCCAAAACGUCGGACCUGGAAUCGCAGCUCGCAGCAGUGAAGGAGGAGGUAGCCUCCUACCGGACUGCUCAAGUGUCGGGCAACCAGGUGGCCGAGCAGCUCCAGAGCAGGUUGCAGGCGUCAGAAGAGCGCUGCAUGGACUUGGAGGUGCAAAGUGCCGAGCUCGAGAAGAAGCUUCGGGCAGCGACGGAAGAGGCAGCUCAACGACUUCACGCCAAAGUGCAGGAGUCGGAGAAGCGCUACACCGAUUCGGAGGCUGUGAAGCAAAAGCUGGCGGACGAUCUUCGGAUCCGAGGGGAGGAGUUGGAGGCGGCCCACAGACGAUGC
Molecule: messenger RNA, 375 nt
Organism: Symbiodinium sp. CCMP2456
Lineage: Eukaryota; Dinophyceae; Suessiales; Symbiodiniaceae
Source: the annotation of a GenBank genome assembly